Messenger RNA from Branchiostoma floridae (Florida lancelet), 1558 nucleotides. Its product is annotated as RAB6-interacting golgin-like. Gene Ontology annotation, biological process: non-motile cilium assembly. The record is from RefSeq and is a predicted model, not a curated record. Lineage: Eukaryota; Metazoa; Chordata; Leptocardii; Amphioxiformes; Branchiostomatidae. The transcript has 6 exons. The coding region runs from base 56 to 1558 and encodes 500 amino acids.
UAUUUUUGUACCCCUAUAGUUGAGUGGUUCGUGCCUGACGUGGCAGAUAUCCAAAAUGGCGGGCUGGACGGGAUUUUCGGAUGAGGAAUUGGCCAGAAUAAAAGGUGUCCCAGAAGAUGGUCCAGCUGUGCAUCAGAAGCGGCGUCUGACGAGACUACAGCCUCAGCGGACCCGGCAGCAGCAGCAGCGCGACAAACUCAUCCAGGAGAAAAUAGCCGAGAUCAACCACGGCAGCAGUAACCACGGCAACGGUAACCACGGCAGCGCCAACGGGAGGCUCGACUCGCUGCAGACGGGAAACAAGAUGAAGCUUGCCGUGAAGAAGGAACCUUCCAAGCCCAAGUCUCCGAGUCCGCAGACUAAGAAGCGGGUGACGUUUCAGCUGCCUGAGGAAGGAAAACCUGAGGAGGCGGGAGGAGGCGCAGAAACGUCUCAGAAACCUGCGGCAGAGGAGACGUCUUCUGUAAUGUCUCAGGAGGAGAAGGAGCCUGAGAUGAUCACAGAUGAUAAGGAAGUGGAGAAACGAGAGUACUCCAAACUGGAGCAGAUCCAAAAACAGCAGAAGGAGAUCGAGGAGUUGAACAAGAGGAAGAAACUGCUGCUGUCGAAAGCCAUUGCUGACAGGAAGAAGCGUACCCAGCAGGAGGCAGCUCGGCUGAGUCUGAUUCAGAAGGAGCUGGAGAAGAUGGAACACCUCCUUAACGUGGACGUCUCCAUCCUCAGGGACAAGAUCGAUGAUGUCAGCAGGGAGUACUCCGAGGCAAGGAAACGUCUGCAGAAGGCGGAGGAGGAGUAUGUGCAAGCGAAGCUGGAGUUCCAUCAGAAGGCUGAGAUGAAAGAACAGCUGACGGAACACCUGUACUCCAUCAUCCAGCAGAACGAACUGAGGAAGUCCCGGAAGCUGGCCGAGCUGAUGGAGAGGAUGGAGAUGGUCCAGGGGGAGGAGGAGGAGCCGCUCCCGCAGAUGGAGGAGCUGCAUCCUCCCAUGAUGCACCCUGAGUCGCCUGGGCUCCGUCAUGAGGCGGCCAGACUAGAGCAGGCGAGUCAGCAGCACUCAACUGAGAAACCUGGAGACUCCACGGAGAAACCUGGAGACUCCACGGAGAAACCUGGAGACUCCAUGGAGAAAACUGGAGACUCAACGGGGAAACCUUCGGAUGUUUCACCUGACAAAACAGGGAAGAAAGAACCGGGUAAUGCUCCAGAGAAAGCUAAAAAUGAUGAGAAAAGUAAACAUGAUGAUAUUCCUCUUGCCAGAAGUAUAGAACAAAGUACAGGGAAUGGUAAAACACAGUCUGGCAGUGAAGGGACGAGCGACAAACUUGGUACAAACGUAGAAGAGAAGAAAAGGGACAUGGAAACAGAAACUCCUGACAAAGGAGGUGGAGAUUCGGCUGGACGGUCGACAGAAAAUGAGAAGGAAAGGACAGAUGACGGUUCUGAUGCAGGAAACGGGGACGGGGAAAAACAAUCAGCUGAUACACCACAGACUUUUCACACAACACAAUACACACAAUGUUAUGGAACACUCAAAGAUUAUACAUCAGAUAAAUAUUGA